Mesoplodon densirostris (Blainville's beaked whale) is the source of this 2867-nucleotide messenger RNA. It is a transcript of the gene ARL5B, whose product is annotated as ADP ribosylation factor like GTPase 5B. Gene Ontology annotation, cellular component: trans-Golgi network; cytoplasm. Gene Ontology annotation, biological process: protein localization to Golgi membrane; vesicle-mediated transport; intracellular protein transport. The transcript has 6 exons. The record is from RefSeq and is a predicted model, not a curated record. Gene Ontology annotation, molecular function: GTPase activity; GTP binding. The coding region runs from base 243 to 785 and encodes 180 amino acids. NCBI's taxonomy places the organism in Eukaryota, Metazoa, Chordata, Mammalia, Artiodactyla, Ziphiidae.
GAAGGGACUACGGGUCGGCGUUGGGCUCAGUGGACUCGAACAAAGGGCUCUCGGGCAGGGACUCGGCACGGCGUUUUCUGACGGAUAGCUGAGCGGCCGAUCGCGGCUUCUCCGCCAACCAGUGCUGUCGCCGCGUGGUCCCAGUCGGCUUCUCCUUGGUUCCCCACGGCCAGCGCCGCGGUGGGGGGCCCGGCGCAGCGGCACCUGCUGCUGAGGGAACCCCGUGGCCCGCUCAGGUGCUCAUGAUGGGGCUGAUCUUCGCUAAACUGUGGAGCCUCUUCUGUAACCAAGAACACAAAGUAAUUAUAGUGGGACUGGAUAACGCAGGGAAAACCACCAUUCUUUAUCAAUUCUUAAUGAAUGAAGUGGUUCAUACAUCUCCAACCAUAGGAAGCAAUGUUGAAGAAAUAGUUGUGAAGAACACUCAUUUUCUUAUGUGGGAUAUUGGUGGUCAAGAGUCACUGCGAUCAUCCUGGAACACGUAUUACUCAAACACAGAGUUCAUCAUUCUUGUGGUUGACAGCAUUGACAGGGAACGACUAGCUAUUACGAAAGAAGAAUUAUAUAGAAUGUUGGCUCACGAGGAUUUACGGAAAGCUGCAGUCCUUAUCUUCGCCAAUAAACAGGAUAUGAAAGGGUGUAUGACAGCAGCUGAAAUCUCUAAAUACCUCACCCUCAGUUCAAUUAAGGAUCAUCCAUGGCACAUUCAGUCCUGCUGUGCUUUAACAGGAGAAGGGUUAUGCCAAGGUCUAGAGUGGAUGACCUCCCGGAUUGGUGUGAGAUAACUUUUUGCUCGAAAGAGACUCUCUAUUUAUUCUGUGACAUGAACAUUUUUCCUAGUACCUUUGGCUGCUAAGGCAGCAGCAUGUUUAAUUUAUAACAACACAAACCUCUAUGAGCAACACUUGAAUCAAGUGCAGCUGAACUGGAACAUAAAAGAUUUUUUCUUAACUUUUUUUUUAAUGCACUAAUCUUCAGUUGGAUGAACAUAAUGUAUAACUAUUUUCAGCAACAGAAUUCUUCUGACUGCUUAUUCUAAUUAUUCAACGACUGCCUUGUAAGAAAUGUUUAUCAUAUGUUUAAUGUUUUCUGAAGUAUUGUAAUAACUUUAAUGACCAGUUUCUUUCAUUUCUUGACUGCCCCCUCCCCCCACCAGAUAAUUACUGGCUUGACAGAGCAGUAGUGGAAAUUAUCAGGUACUGUUUGCAAACUUACCCAGCACUAAAUAUUUGCUCCCUCUGUAAACUACUUAUCUUUUGGACAGAACUUAUUGUAAAUGAGAAAGAAAUGCCUAGAAGAUAUAUAUUUAAGGGGGAGGAUGAAACAUCAUGAGAACUGCCUUUAAAUGAGUUAAUUUCCCCCACAUUAUUGCAAGUCAUGGAAUAAUUUUAAGUUCCAUUAGCAUGGAAAUUAAGUAGGCUAUUUAUCUAAAAGAAUUAAGUUCACUUUUCUGCCUGUAGCACAGGAUUAGUUUUGGUUAAAAACCAAUCAAAAUAAAAUAUUUAUUUCAAAGCCCAACUUUGAUAGUAAAUAUUUUGAAUAAAUCUGGUAUUUUUAAGAAUGUCACAUUAUUCAAUGCAUAUAUAACAAUUGGAAGUUACUAAAGCAUACCAGCACUAAAAUUAAAACAAGACACUUGGAAUAUAUUUUACUAUCAAUUACAAACAACUUUAUUAUCAGCAAAAAUUUCAACUAUUCAGUUUGCAAGGGGCACCACAUCUGCUUUGGGCAAUAGCUAAAGCAGCAAUACAAACAGUUCAUUUUAUUUCUUAGAAUUUGAAAUUGUGUCUAUUACAGCAUUUCUACCACCAGCAGUAUAUUACUUAAAAAACCAUAUGGCUUUCCUUGAAUUUGUUUGAGGUUGUAGUGUAAUAGGCUUGAAACAACUGACAUUUGUAUAAUUAUGCCUUAUGUUCUAAAAUCUUUUGCUGGAUAAUAGGAAACUGCUGAAUUUAAUCAUGGCUUUUAAAAUAUUGCUAUGAGACUCAAGUUUAAUACACUAACAACUUAAAAAAAUUUUAAAGAGUUAAAAACUCAUAAUCUAGCAAAAGUAUACUUAUUGGAUAGCAUUAAAACAUUUUCAAGGCAGUCGUCUAAUAUGAACAAUAAUCUAAAUAGUGCAUACCUUAAGAGGGAGGACAGGUAUUGUAAUUUUGAUCCUCUUUAUUUCAAAUGUGUGAUUUUGCUAUUAUGAAAGGGAUAAAACACAUACAUAGAGAAUAAUACUUUAUUUUUGCAGUAUUUUUCUUUCAUCUGGGUCAAAAGUAGGAUUCAGUGUUCAUAAGAACAUCAGUACCUGUUCAAAAGUGAUACUUUAAUUUUAAUAUUUUUUGUCGUAAGUUGGUUUAAAUUUUGCUGUUUUCAGUUAUACUUGAUUUAUUAUAUUUAGUCUAAUUAAUUUAGUUGAAUGUGGUAGCAUUUUUCUGAUUUCUGUUUAGUGGUAGCACACCCUGGAACUUGAAAUGACCAGAGGAAAGCUUUCUGGGCUUUGGGAAGCAGUUGUUCAUUAACCUUGUUCUGAACCUUUUUCUUAGUGAUUCUAUACCAGGUAGAGGAUAAAUUUUGUUUUUAAUACAAUGUAUAAUCAAGAACAUGAGAGAAAAGCAGACAUUCAAUAUGGAUGCUUUGUGGUGUGUAUGUGGUGGUGGAGCAGGAGAAAUUAUGAUAGCACACUUUGCCAGAAUUUCUAUCUUGGUUGUAUAGUUUAGCCAUGAAUACUGAGGAUAAUUCUCUGAAUUCUGUCCUGAGAAAAAUCAUAUUUAAUAUUCCUGUAUUUGUUGUUAUUAUGAAAUCUUUCUUGUAUCUAAUAAGAUUGGCUGGCUCCAUUUUCUUCUGUCAAAUUAUAUGGUUAUUUUUUUAUAUUACCG